GAGUUUGCCAAGGAGCGUGAGCGUGUGGAGAAGAGGCAGGAGUUUCUAAAGCUUCGCAGGCAGCAGCAGAUCGAGAGAGAGCUGACUGGAUACCUGGAGUGGAUAUGCAAGGCAGGUCAGACUGCCCUCUACUCCCUCUCCUUUUUUCUUUUAAUACUUAAUACCCCUUUACUUUAAUACUUAGAGUUUACUUCAAUACUGCUCAAGGUUUAGUUACAGGCAAACAUGAUUUUAUACUAUAUGCAGUAAUCUGCCACUCAUUCCCUUUUAUUUGGGCUCCCGAGUGGUGCAGCGGUCUAAGGCACUGCAUCUCAGUGCUUGAGGCGUCACUACAGACCCCCUGGUUCGAUUCCAGGCUGUAUCACAAUCCGGCCGUGAUUGGGAGUCCCAUAGGGCGGUGCACAAUUGGCCCAGCGUCGUCCGGGUUUGGCCGGUGUAGGCCGUCAUUGUAAAUAAGAAUUUGUUCUUAACUGACUUGCCUAGUUAAAUAAAGGUAAAAUAAAUUGAAAACAAAUUAUAUAUAUAUAUAUAUAUAUAUAUAUAUAUAUAUAUAUAUAUAUAUACAGUACCAGUCAAAAGUUUGGACGCACCUACUCAUUCAAGGGUUUUUCUUUAUUUUUACUAUGUUUUACAUUGUAGAAUAAUUGUGAAGACAUCAAAACAUUGAAAUAACACAUAUGGAAUCAUGUAGUAACCAAAAAAGUGUUAAACAAAUCAAAAUAUAUUUUAUAUUUGAGAUUAUUUAAAAAGCCACCAUUUGCUUUGAUGACAGCUUUGCACAAUCUUGGCAUUCUCUCAACCAGCUUCACCUGGAAUGGUUUUCCAACAGUCUUCAACGAGUUCCCACAUAUGCUGAGCACUUGUUGGCUGCUUUUCCUUCACUCUGCCGUCUGACUCAUCCCAAACCAUCUCAAUUGGUUUGAGGUCGGGUGAUUGUGGAGGCCAGGUCAUCUGAUGCAGCACUCCAUCACUCUCCUUCUUGGUCAAAUAGCUCUUAGACAGCCUGGAGGUGUGUUGGGUCAUUGUCCUGUGGAAAAACAAAUUAUAGUCCUACUAAGCCCAAACCAGAUGGGAUGGCGUAUCGCUGCAGAAUGCUGUGGUAGCAAUGCUGGUUAAGUGUGCCUUGAAUUCUAAAUAAAUCAUAGACAGUGUCACCAGCAAAGCACCCCCACACCAUAACACCACCUCCUCCAUGCUUUUGGUGGGAACUACACAUGCGGAGAUCAUCCGUUCACCCACACCGCAUCUCACAAAGACACGGUGGUUUGAACCAAAAAUCUCAGAUUUGCACUCCAGACCAAAGGACUAUUGCUUGUGUUUCUUGGCCCAAGCAAGUCUCUUCUUCUUAUUGGUGUCCUUUAGUAGUAGUUCCUUUGCAGCAAUUCGACCAUGAAGGCCUGAUUCACACAGUCCCCUCUGAACAGUUGAUGUUGAGAUGUGUCUGUUACUUGAACUCUUUGAAGCGUUUAUUUGGGCUGCAAUUUCUGAGGCUGGUAGCUCUAAUGAACUUAUCCUCUGCAGCAGAGGUAACUCUGGGCCUUCCAUUCCAGUGGCGGUCCUCAUGAGAGCCAGUUUCAUCAAAGCGCUUGAUGGUUUUUGCGACUGCACUUGAAGAAACUUUCAAAGUUCUUGAAAUUUUCCGUAUUGACUGACCUUCAUGUCUUAAAGUAAUGAUGGACUGUUGUUUCUCUUUGCUUAUUUAAGCUGUUCUUGCCAUAAUAUGGACUUGGUCUUUUACCAUAUAGGGCUAUCUUCUGUAUAACCCCCCUACCUUGUCACAACACAACUGAUUGGCUCAAACGCAUUAAGAAGGAAAGAAAUUCCACAAAUUAACUUUUAAGAAGGCACACCUGUUAAUUGAAAUGCAUUCCAGGUGACUACCUCAUGAUGCUGGUUGAGAGAAUGCCAAGAGUGUGCAAAGCUGUCAUCAAGGCAAAGGGUGGCUAUUUGAAGAAUCAAAUCUAAAAUAUAUUUUGAUUUGUUUAACCAUUUUUUGGUUACUACAUGAUUCCAUAUGUGUUAUUUCAUAGUUUUGAUGUAUGUCUUCACUAUUAUUCUAUGAUGUAAAAAAUAGUAAAAAUAAAGAAAAACCCUUGAAGGUAGGUGUGUCCCAACUUUUGACUGGUAGUAUAUAUAUAUAUAUAUAUAUAUAUAUAUAUAUAUAUAUAUAUAUAUAUAUAUAUAUAUAUGUUACAUUGUGCUGACACAGCAUUAGUCUUAGGGCUUUAUGAUAUGAAAUAUUAAGUAUGCUGAUGGUUUGGAAUCAUUGUGUGUGUGUGUGUGUGUGGUGUGUGGUGUGUGCAGUGGCGGAAAAAGUACACAAUUGUCAUACUUGAGUAAAAAUAUAGAUACCUUCAUAGAAAGUUACUCAAGUAAAAGGAAAAGUCACCCAGUAAAAUACUACUUGAGUAAAAGUCUAAAAGUAUUUCAUUCUAAAUAUACUUAAGUAUCACAUGUAAAUGUAAUUGCAAAAAUAUACUUAAGUAUCAAAAGUACAAGUAUAAAUAUUUUCAAAUUCCUUAUAUUAAGCAAAGCAGAUGGCACCAUUUUCUUGUUUUAAACAUUUACGGAUAGCCAGGGGCACACACCAACACUCAUAUAUUAUUUUCAAAAGAUACAUUUGUGUUUAGUGUUCUCUUGAUAAGUGCGUAAAUUUGACAAUUUUCCUGUCCCGCUAAGCAUAAAAAAUUUAAUGAGAACUUUUGGGUGUCAGGGAAAAUGUAUUGAGUAAAAAGUACAAUAUUUUCUUUAGGAAUGUAGUGAAGUAAAAGUAAAACUUGUCAAAAAUUGAAAUAGUAAAGUAAAGUAAAGAUACCCCAAAACACUACUUGUAGUAAUUCAGUAUUUUUACUUAAGUACUUUACACCACUGUGUUUGUGUACUGUAUGUGUUCAUGAUAUGGUGUGUGGCUGACACCUGUGUAUUUGUUUCAGAGGAAGUGAUGCUGGCGGAGGAGGACAAGCACGCUGAAGAGAAGUCCCCUCUGGAUGGAGCGUGGUACAAAAGAAAACACAACAACCCAGGUGAGGAAUAUACCAGGGCCCCGAGUUAGUCAAGUCAGACCACCUGAUCUGAUCAGGGAAAACUCAGUGCCUUGGUGAUAAGCUUUGUCUGAGUGUCAUCUCAUUUUACAUUACAUUUUUAGUCAUUUAGCAGACGCUCUUAUCCAGAGCGACUUACAGUUAGUGUAUAAAUGUUUUUCUUUUAUACUGGCCCCCCGUGGGAAUCAAACCCACAACCCUGGCGUUGCAAACACCAUGGUCUACCAACUGAGCUACAUCCCUGCCGGCCAUUCCCUCCCCAAUUGUGCGCCGCCCCAUGGGUCUCCCGGUCACAGCCAGCUACAACAGAGCCUGGAUUCGAACCAGGAUCUCUAGUGGCACAGCUAGCCUUAGACCACUGCGCCACUCGGGAGGUCUCCCUGUGUCUGCCCAGGACUGCUUACCCAGGCUCCUCUCUGGCUGUGGCUGUAGAUGUGUCAGGCUUUGGGCUGAUGCCACCCACUCUCUCUGUAAUAUAUAUUGUGCUGCUGCUAUCAUCAAGUGUGAACUCACAGUAAUUAUGGGUGUUGGGGCCACAUGUAAAUUGUAUUACAACAGGAGAGAAGUGCACAGUGCCACAGUUCAGAGAGAGCCUGGCUGGGAGAGUGUGUGUGAGGGGGCUGUGUUGUCAGUCGAGUUUGAAUGGUCUGUUGAUCUAACAACACCUGAGAGGCCUCCCCUGAGAUGCUUGUAGGAACAGUGUUUCACAAGCUAUCAUAAAUGUGAAGGGUUCAAGUUGUGUGCUGCUUUUUUAAAAGGAAGUUAGUUGCCUGAUGGAAGUCCUGUAUUAAUGCCCCGAGAGCUGAUGUCAUAUCCAUCAAACACACAUACUGUAUGCAUUAUCUCCCUGGAACAGAUGACAUCUGGUCUGGUACUAACCCUACAGUAUUGUUCUAAUGUGUGUUCAGUGUUGAAAAGAGCCAAGAAGAGCAAGAAUGACCUGAUCAAUGCUGAGGAAGGCGAGGACCACUUCACUGACAUCUCAUCUGUUGGUAAGGCCAACGCCCGUGACUCCGACCUCUUAAUCAACUUGUCAGCUUUCACACUGCUCACUGCUGUAUCCUGUUCUACCCAAUGAUUUAUAUACACUAGAUGACUGAUAGGGGGCGCUGUGUUGAAGCCACUGUGCCUCCAUCUUGGCACCCCCACCAUUGUAAAAAUAUUUUGGAAGCUAUAGAAAUGCAUUUAUUAAUCGAGAGCUUGAGACUAUAAGGUUCUACCUGCAAAAAGAUAAUUCUGAAAUAAUUGGCUUUAAAGGUCCACAUUUUUAUCUUAUAUUCUUUUGAAUUUAGCAACAUGGAUUGGGGUAUUUAGAGUACUAUAUACAGUUGAAGUCGGAAGUUUACAUACACUUAGGUUGGAGUCAUUAAAACUUGUUUUUCAACCACUCCACAAAUGUCUUGUUAACAAACUAUAGUUUUGGCAAGUCGGUUAGGACAUCUACUUUGUGCAUGACAGAAGUAAUUUUUCCAUCAAUUGUUUACAGACAUAUUAUUUCACUUAUAAUUCACUGUAUCACAAUUCCAGUGGGUCAGAAGUUUCCAUACGCUAAGCUGACUGUGCCUUUAAACAGCUUGGAAAAUUCCAGAAAAUGAUGUCAUGGCUUUAGAAACUUCUGAUAGGCUAAUUGACAUCAUUUGAGUCAAUUGGAGGUGUACCUGUGGAUGUAUUUCAAGGCCUACCUUCAAACUCAGUGCCUCAAUGCUUGACAUCAUGGGAAAAUCAAAAGAAAUCAGCCAAGACCUCAGAAACCAAUUGUAGACCUCCACAAGUCUGGUUCAUCCUUGGGAGCAAUUUCCAAACGCCUGAAGGUACCACGUUCAUCUGUACAAACAAUAGUACGCAAGUAUAAACACCAUGGGACUACGCAGCCGUCAUACCGCUCAGGAAGGAGACACGUUCUGUCUCCUAGAGAUGAAUGUACUUUGGUGCGAAAAGUGCAAAUCAAUCCCAGAACAACAGCAAAGGACCUUGUGAAGAUGCUGGAGGAAACAGGUACAAAAGUAUCUAUAUCCACAGUAAAACAAGUCCUAUAUCGACAUAACCUGAAAGGCCGCUCAGCAAGGAAGAAGCCACUGCUCCAGACUACGGUUAAGAAUGACUAAUGACAGAAGCAUCGCAAUAGCCUCUUAUUCAAAAAAGUAUAAAGUAAUAAUAAAAUAAUCUACAACUGUUCCCUGCUUUUUGUUAGCUACUAUCUGUUUGAACUCCUCAGUCCCGCUGCAUAAGUGAUUAUUAAUACUCCUCAAUUAGAUCUGCAUCACUGCACAGUAAUUAAAGGGGAGUAUGUGGUUUGGCUCAGUAUUAGAAUCCCAUACACAGUAAUUAAAGGGGAGUAUGUGGUUUGGCUCAGUAUUAGAAUCCCAUACAAGAAAUAGAUGACAGGGAGAAGGAGAUGGAGAGGGAGAUGGAGGGAGAAAAGGAAAAAGUCAAGCCUGAUUUGGUGCUCAGUUUAUGAGGCUUCACACCCGAGUUAAAUUUGGAGAUGAAAAUAGCCCAGGAAAUGAUGAUUCUCCCUCUCCUCCUGGGCCACUAACGAGAUGCUAAUAGAACCAUUUUUCACUUUAAUUUUUUUGGUCCAGCCUAAAAUGUUGGUUUAAUUUAAGUUACAGACGGUUUAUUAUGGGCUGGGAGGUGGAGGUGGUUGUGGAGGUAGAGGAGAAGGGAGGAGGGCAGUGCACAGAGUUCUCUAUGGAUGCCAAGAACUAGCCAGGACACUGAGAAGAUACUGUCCAUCUGAACAAUAUGAUGCAGCAUUAUUAAAGAGUAAUGUAAAGGCAAUUCUGCUAACGGUCAUAUUGCAAAUGUCCUCUACUUUACAUACAGGUUCCUGUAUUUGGCAUGCUAUGUUGUGGUUUGAUUGAGCCAUAGUGCACAUUUUGGGGUUUAUUAGCUGUGAUUUUUAAUCUUUCCUCUCAUCGAGUCUAAUGAUGUUUCGAGGCGGUCCCCACCAAGUGAAAACCUUCAGGUCAUGAAGUUACAUCAAAGUGAUUUUAAUGAGAAAUACAGUAUUGAUGACUGUGACUUUAUCUCCAGUGUGUGUGCUGUUCCCCCCACUGCUCCUCCAGGGUCUCCGUUCGCCCGGGCCAGCCUGAAGAGCAGCAAGAACGACAGUGCCUCCUACUUCCGGAGGAAAGAGAAGCGGCUCCGCUUCACCAUCAGACGCCUGGUCAAGGCUCAGAGCUUCUACUGGACAGUGCUGUGUCUAGUGGGCCUCAACACACUGUGUGUGGCCAUUGUCCAUUAUGACCAGCCUGAGUGGCUCACAUAUGCACUGUGUAAGUCCUGUCCAACGCCCGACCUGCAUGGGAGGGAAUACUAUACCAUUCGUUUUCCUACCAUCACCAACAGAACGUAUCAUUCUAUUUAUUUGCUGUUUGUACAAUAAAACCAUCUACAGUGUAUUAGUUGUAUUGAAUCAGAGCCUUCACAUCAGACAUCAGGGCAGUCAUAUUUGACUCAGUUAAUUGAUCUGUGUGUUUUACCUCUCCCUCGCAGAUUUGGCAGAGUUUGUAUUCCUGGGCUUGUUUCUGACUGAGAUGUCCAUGAAAAUAUAUGGACUAGGACCCAUGAGCUACUUCCAUUCCUCUUUCAACUGUUUUGAUUUUGGAGUAAGUGAGACUGCGAUUCAAUCAAACCCGCACUUCUGAAAUGUUUUAUUGUAGAGAAUUACAUUACAUUGCAUUGCUUUAGAGAGAACACACAUUUUAAGUAAUUCAAUAUACUCUCCUCCUAGGUGAUUAUAGGCAGUAUUUUUGAGGUGAUCUGGGCAGUUGUGAAACCUGGGGCCUCCUUUGGCAUCAGCGUCCUGAGAGCUCUCCGUCUGCUUAGGAUUUUCAAAGUCACUAAGUGAGUGAUAUUUACACCCUGAUCCAAAACAGGACAUGACUACCUAUACAUGACACGAUGGUAUAACACUAUCACAUCCUCAUUCCUCAUCUUCAUCCUCCUGCCUUAGGUACUGGAACUCUCUGAGGAACCUGGUGGUCUCUCUACUCAACUCCAUGAAGUCCAUCAUCAGCCUGCUCUUCCUCCUCUUCCUCUUCAUUGUGGUGUUCGCCCUACUGGGCAUGCAGCUCUUUGGGGGACUGUGAGUCAACCCCCAUUGCCUCUCACAGUAACAGUCCUGUCCAGUACACACACUGUACUGUAUUAUUCAUGGGUCCAGAUUACCCAUGGAGAUACUCAACAUUAGCCAGUUCCAUUGUUGUUAGCAUUACCAUUUAGCUUGUGAUAUAAUAUAGAUGUACGUUGUUUUUAAGGAAAGGAGAGGUUUUCAUUCCUCCACUCUAUGAAUGAUUGAUCCCACUCAGAAACAGAGUAGAUGGUCUCUGUGUUGUUCAACAGAGUAGAUGGUCUCUGUGUUGUUCAACAGAGUAUAUGGUCUCUGUGUUGCUCAACAGAGUAGAUGGUAUCUGUGUUGUUGGUCUCUGUGUUGUUAAAUGCAAAAACACUCCAGUCAUGUGAUCUAAAUGCACAAGCUGCAGGCAGAGAGGACAUUAUAAACAAAAUUCCUCCACUAUGAAUUAUUGAUCCCACUCAGAAACAGAGUAGAUGGUCUGUGUUGUUCAACAGAGUAGAUGGUCUCUGUGUUGUUCAACAGAGUAGAUGGUGUCUGUGUUGUUCAACAGAGUAGAUGGUCUCUGUGUUGCUCAACAGAGUAGAUGGUCUCUGUGUUGUUGGUCUCUGUGUUGUUAAUAAUCCAGUUAAAUGCAAAAACACUCCAGUCGUGUGAUCUAAAUGCACAAGGUGCAGGCAGAGAGGACAUUCUAAACAAAUAGAUGCAUGCAGUUGAUCCAGAGAGAAAUGACACUUGGCAGGCCUUGACAUGUCAGCCUGGGAGUAUGAACUACAGUAGAAUCACUCCCUGACAUAAUGGAAGCAGGAUCUCUGUGUUGUUCAGGCUCUUCUAGUGUAGUGUUCAGUCAGGAUGUGUGCUGUUCAUGCUCUUUCAGUGCAGUGUCCAGUAAGGAUGUGUGUUGUUCAGGCUCUUCAAUUGUGGUGUUCAGUCAGGAUGUGUGUUCAGGCCCUUCCGGUGCAGUGCUCAGUCAGACUGUGUGUUGUUCAGGCCCUUUCAGUGCAGUGUUCAAUCAAAGAUAUAUUAAGGGCUAGUAGUUGUGAAGCUGCUUCACCCAGCCAUAUCCAGCCAAAGCCUGCCCACUUCAAGCUGUCCAGGAAAUGUAUGCUAGUCAAAUCCACUUGAGCUGAGGUGUCCCAUCCAGGUGCAUGGAUCAUUAUACAGUAUGCACUCUUUGAAUAUAAUUUAUAUUCAACGUCAUGCCUGUCCUAGUCAAAAUAAAAUAAACACAUUUAGUGGGAUACAUACAAUGUUAGAUGUACACUAUACGGUAAGUCACUUGUUUUAUAUGUUGUAUUUAGUAUUUAUCCAUUGUAUUUUGUAUUUUAUGAUGAUUCAUUUGGACCUCACAGUAGAGUGGAUUAAACAGGGUUUUAUGCAGACCUGCAUUGUCUUUUCUCUAGUUGGGAAACUAAUGAGAGCUGUACUAAUGAAUGUCCGUCUACGCACCAAGGAUUUCAGCAAGCAGAGAGAGGACACACUUCAUUUGUUUUCUGCAUAGUUCUCAUUGUUGGAAGGUGUAAUGAGGUCCCUGUAGAUUCUCACAGAGCAAUACAGAAUAUCAAGAUUAGCAAAAGUUGUUGUGAAAUCAGCCUUGACGGAGAGGUUUACGGGAGAAAACCAAGCUGUUAGAGCUCUGACAGUAGCAAGAUGUACUAUGCCUAUUAUGCUGGAGCAAGACAAUAAUAAACUAUGACUAAGUGGGAGUCUUCUCAUCUCCUCAAUUUCCAUGGUCACAAAAGUGAUGAGGGAUUAUACAAUCUAGAGUGUGAACCUGUGUGCUAGCAAGGCAUAGCUGAAAGUUAACAACCUCUCUAAUCUGUGUUUCUUCCUGCAGGUUUAAUUUUGACGAGGAGACGCCAACAACAAACUUUGACACCUUUCCAGCAGCCAUUCUCACAGUUUUCCAGGUGAAGUUUACAAAAUGCUGAAUUAAGUUGUGUUUUGUCUUCCUUUUGAAAAUAAUUUCAUGUUAUAACUACUGUAAUACCAUUAGCGAAAUCCAUGUAACGAUGUGUUUGUGUGUCUCCCAGAUUCUGACAGGAGAGGACUGGAAUGCAGUGAUGUAUCAUGGGAUAGAGUCUCAGGGGGGCGUGCCGGGGGGAAUGUUCUCCUCCAUCUACUUCAUCGUUCUCACCCUGUUUGGAAACUGUAUCCUCUCUGGAUGAUCGACCUGCAUUGAUUAACCUUUACUACUGUCAAGCAUCAUGACUUCAGUGCCCCGUGAUAGUAACAUGAUUUAGCGUUGAUUUGUAAGCUAUAAGAAUAUAUAUAGCGACAUACUGUAUAAGAUCCAAUGUAAAUAUUGAUUGACUGAUUGACUGUUUGAACUUUCCUGACCCCUCACUGAUCAGACACUCUCCUCAAUGUCUUCUUGGCCAUCGCUGUUGACAACCUUGCAAACGCACAGGAGCUCACUAAGGUACAGUACAUAGUACAGUCGGGCUUCCAGCCUCUGUAUUCUCUGACUGGAACCUCCCCUCCCUGGAGUCCCUGAGAACCCUGGGUAGAGAGACAGAGACGUGUUCCCCUGAUGAUCCAUCAUGAAAGUCAGCUGUCUAAUCAAAUGCCACAUGGAAUUUCAUCCCCGUAUUUAUGUUUGUUGAAUUAGACAGUGAAUAUUCUUAUUAGGAUAUAUAGUGCCUUGCUUUAUUGGUUCCUUAACCCUGUCGUCUGGGGCUAUUCUGGGAUGACUGAUGUUUGUCCUGGUCAAUAACUCAAGGCAAUGAACCUCCCAACUGGUUGUAGGAUUUGCGACCAUUCAUAAUAAUACACCUAUGGGGAAGAGGCUUAAAUAUUUGCAGCCACUCCAGAGAGAGGUAAUGGCCUUGAUUUUUUGGGCUUGUGGCAGGGCUUAUCAUCAUGUAGCCAUUGAUGGCCCACCUACCCACCCCUGGGUGGUCUCCGUUCCUCUCUGUGUUUGUGCUCAUCAGGAUGAGGAGGAGCAGGAGGUGGCCAUCACCAAGAAGAUGGCCCUCCAGAAGGCCAAGGAGGUCAAGGAGGUCAGCCCCAUGUCGGCAGCGAGCAUCUCCAUCACAGCGUAAGUCAUGAUCAGGCGUUUGAUACAGUUUCCCCCUUGCUACCCCCUUGCCCUCCCUCCCUCAUACCCCCUCCCACAGAUCAAACCUCCCUCACAUCCCUUCCCACAGCCCUACCCCCCAGACACACCACACUGUCUCCCCCUCCUGAGAGAUGCUAUUUUACAUUGAAGUAUGUCUACAUGGGAUUGUAUCUGUUGUUUGUGGCUCUAUGUUGUAUUAUUCUGUCUGGACUACUAGUUUUCUGUUGAUUGUGCUCUUCUGAGGAGUUACACAUGAUUUAACCCUUCUGUACCCAAUGUCUGGUGUUUUGAUAGAUCAUGUGUUCUCUCUUUGAGUCACUGAAGGGCUCAAUGUUGUAAAUGUGUGAGAAGCAGUUGAUAAAAGGCUUAAUGCCUGCUAAGACCUUGACUAGGGUCAGAGACACCUUAAUACUCUGUCUCACAUCCCCCACAUAGGCUACACAGUAUCCUGUACACAGGCCAACAUGGAGCGGAGAGGGCAGUGCCAGCAAGGUAAUUUCCUCAACAAUGAGCACAGAUUGUGCAUGCAACGCUGUACAUUCAGAAAACAUGGUUCUGGUAACAAUGUGACCUCUGGUGUAUACCUUUGUUGGACCCCUUACCACUAAUCUCUUUCGAGUGACAGGCACUUAACAUAAAAUGUAAUUUGAGCUAGCUAAAUAGAUAGUCCACAUGAGAUUUGGAGCAUAUCAGUCAUUGUAUGGGCACUGGAUCCUUGUAUUGCCAUUCACCUGUAUGUACUGUAUAACAACUGUAAUUAGUGUAUUCAUAGUCGAUGGUAGCAGGAUAUGUUAUUCUGUCAUUGUUUUAAAUGUUUUGUCUUAAAUGUUUCAAAGCACUGUUUUAUCUUGUUAUUUAAAAAUUGUAACGUAGCCAUUGGUUUGUAGAAUCUUCUUAUUAAUAUAGGCUUUGAGAAUUUUUUCCUCCACAUUUCCUCAAAGGAAAUGUAAUUUAUAAUUGGCACCUAUAAAUUGGUCUCUGCAAUGCAAACUAUUUUCAUUAUUUGUCUUGGAGGUUGAAAGUCUCAAAGCUGCUACUCUCAUUCCUUUGUUUACUCAUUCUGUUGGUCUUAAACUGAGACUCCCAUUGAGUUGACGUGUAGUGGGAGAGUCAAGGACAGACAGACGGAUGGAUGGACAGAGGGUGCCCUGUCCUCCUUCUGACCCUGACCUCUCCCCCUCUUUUGUUCUCCCUCCCCCAUCUUUUGUUUUUUGCAUGUGCAGUUUUGUAAAGCAAAGUCAAGGUGCACUCUCUAGCAGCUCGUCCAUCUGCAGCGUUAAUUCACUGUGAGUGUUUACUCUCCGUUCCACUUUACUCCAUCACCCUCCUCCUCAUCCCUAGCCUGGGUCUUUUCUCCAUCACCCUCCUCCUCAUCCCUAGCCUGGGUCCUAUACUGUAUGUACAGUAGCCAAAUCUUCUGCACCACCAGGCGCCCUCACCUCCCCUCCCUCCGUCUCCCCUUUGACUCCCAACCGUUUCUCCUGAGCAUUGAGUCAUACCAUUGUGAGUUUUCCACUGUGUUGAAUUGUAGCAGAUUCAUGUGGCAGCCUUUUUUCAGUAACAGGUAUUAUGAGAUUGGUAUGCUCAUUCUGUAUGUACAUAAUGUUAUGCACCUCUUCAUAUUCGUUGUAAUUGAUACUGUACAUCUGCACUUGUUGUAGUGACUGAACUCUCCUCAGGACCUCCCUCUCAUAUUUUUACCUCUUCAUCUCCGACUGAGAUUAUCUCCCUCUCUCACUUCGCUAUACUGUGUCAGUGUGUACUCAGAGGUAGUCUGAGCAGACACAGUAUCCUGGGGCGGUGUUGUGCUGAUGCGCUGGCUCGGCUGGGUUGGGUUGGGCUGGGCUGGGCUGGGUUGGGCUGGGCUGGGUCGGGCUGGGGUUGGGCUGGGUUGAGCUGGGUUGGGCUGGGUUGGGCUGGGUUGGGCUGGCUGGCUGGGCUGGGUUGGGCUGGGUUGAGCUGGGUUGGGCUGGGUUGGGCUGGGUUGGGCUGGCUGGCUGGGCUGGGUUGAGCUGGGUUGGGCUGGGUUGGGCUGGGUUGGGCUGGCUGGCUGGGCUGGGUUGGGCUGGGUUGAGCUGGGUUGAGUUGGGUUGAGCUGGGUUGAGCUGGGUUGGGUUGGGCUGGGUUGAGCUGGGUUGGGUUGGGUUGGGCUGGGCUGGCAGGCUCGUGCUGUGUCGAGCAGACUGAGAGACGCUCUUCCUCUCUGUCCUAACGACCCACAGCAAAGCCACUAGAGAGUGUCGCUGGCACUCAGUGAGUCAGAAGUUCUAGCUGAGCAGCUCUGUAAAGGCCACCAUGUACCUUACGACCGUAUGCCACAGCCAGGCAGAUGGAGAGGCAAAACACGAGCGCACACACACACCCUGCCUAUAACGUCAGACACCUAAAAUCACUCAAAGACCCUUUGUUUGGCUGAAGUGCCAUGUCCCUCUUUUAUAUUAGGGACUUGUUUUUCUCAUUACUAGACAGUAAGGAUAAUGUAACUUGGGGGUAGGAUUGUUUAAGAUAAAAUGAAGUACUAAGUCUACUUACUGCAGUGCAAUACCAACGUCUGGGUGUCGUUCCUUUGUCUUGUUUAUUUUCAGUUCUACUCUCAGUGAAGUAAGUUAUUUUGUCUCCCCAUGUUUCUCCUCUGUCAGUCUUUCUAAGCUCUUGUUUCCCCCUGUGUCUUUGUUUCCAAUGUCUCCUAGCCUGUUUAUGUCACUUUUAGGGAGCCUCUUAGUCUGUCCCUUGUUUGUUUCAAUGUGCUCCUUCAUGUGUUGUAGGAGUUAUGUCUGCUCCCCAGUCCAUCACUACUUGAGGUAAACUAACUUACUGUACGGUAGCCAUGACAAUCUAUUUGUGUAACAUAACAUAACUUCCUGGUGAUGACCAUCAUCAUCAUGUUUACAUUAUUGAAGCAGGAUGGAAUAAACAUCUUGUCCUGCUUCUUUACUUGGCCCUACAUUAGCUUGAUCAUUUCCUCCUUAUAGUGUACCAUACACUAUACUGUAAAUUCACUCAAAUAAUCCAGUGGCACCUCUCCAUUCACCCCUAACCAGAUACCUCAGUGUAGAGCUAUACAUGUGUAAUGUAAGUAGUGGAGGGCAGAUUGGAGCUGGGGUUGAACAUUACCACAGUGCUAGCAUGAGUAGAUAUGAUAGUCGUUUUCAUGCCGUUGUACUGUAUGAAAGUUAAUUGUGACUUCUACACAGUAAAGGAAGUCAUGUUGGAUGUAUCCAUAUACGUGUGUUCUAUAUGGCAUAGGUAGACUACUGAUUUACAAUGCAUGUGUUCAACCAUUUCAAAGACGUUGACAGGGCAAGUCAACUGAAGCAUGUCAUAGCAUGGUCUUGGUCUACCAUGCUUGGCCUGUCCAUAAAGUCUCUCUUUUUACGUGUGGUAAUGGAGAGGGACUGGACUGUUUCGCUGUGAAGAAACCUCCAUUGCACUUCCAUACUGUAUGCCAUUCAGCAUGCAGGGGUUUAUGCCUUAUGAUAUGUAAUGUAUUCCAGAAUGCUUCUCUUCAAAUACAUUAAAUACAUAUCGCUCACGCAGUAAAGGACAUGUUCAAUGUACCCUAAUAAAGGUGAACUGCCCUGUCUGUCCACCUGCAGUAAGGAGCAGCAGAAGUCUCUGAAGAUGAUGUCAGUGUGGGAGCAGAGAACCACUCAGCUGAGGAGACACAACCUGCGGGCCAGCAGUGAGGCCCUGUACAGCGAGCUGGACCCUGAGGAGAGGCUUCGUAUGUCCUCCGCCCUGCACAUCCGCCCUGACAUGAAGACCCACCUGGACCGGCCCCUGGUGGUGGAGCCCCAUGACGGCCCCGGCCCCAUGGGCCAACACAAGCCCCGGACCCCUGAGGAGACAGAUACCCCUGGGGACCCGGCCGGCCCCCAGCCACGCAGGCACCACCGCCACCGGGACAGGGAGAGACCCAUCGACGAGGCCAAUGAGAAUGGAGAUCCAAGCAAAGAGGGUAGGCACCAUGUCCACCACAGUCGCAGCAAGGACCCAGACGGCACCCGGGGCAAGGAGGGGAAGAGUGAGCGGUCGCGCAGCCAAGAGGGGGGCAGGAGGCACCACCACCAGACCUUAGUGGACGAGGCAGGAGGAGGGGGAACGGGGACGGGGGAGAGAGAGCAUCGCCACCACCACUCCCACAGACAGGCCAGAGAGGGUAACGGCACUGUCAACAGCGGAGGCAAGGGGGAGCGCAGGUCACGCCACAAAGAUGGCCGCUCGGGAGAGAGGUGCUCCAGGGGAGAGAACGGGGCCAAUGGGGAGAGGAGGAGACACAAGACCCACAGCUCCAGGGGCCAGUCCACACUGGAGGGAGAGGAGCACAGUGAGAGGGAGAGGGGGAAGGGCCACAGGUAAGACUGGCUCUGUUCUUGGAUGUCUUUGUUACUUCUCAGAUGACUUCUACAUGACUGCAAAUCUAUAGGAUACAUCAUUUUGCACUGAUGAAAGCAUAUCAUACGAGUAGGUACCAGAGAUCAAUGACUUGUGCUCUAUGGUAAUUUGAUCUGUUUCCCAGGGACAGAUAUGUGGAGUCUGAGGGAGACUCCCUAGCCAUCAGCCCCCAGCAGGACCCUGGAGAUCAGAGGUGGGGCACAGAGGGACCUGAAGACUCAGACAAUCAGAGGAACGUCAGACGGACUGGACAGACGGCCGUCAACAUCCCCCCUGUCACUAUCACCCCCCCUCCCGGGGAGACCACCCUUAUCCCCAGUCAGUAACAACCUUCACACUAACCCUUAUCCCCAGUCAGUACCAACAUUAACACUAACCCUUAUCCCCAGUCAGUACCAACAUUAACACUUAUCUCCAGUCAGUACCAACAUUAACCCUAACCCUUAUCCCCAAUCAGUACCAACAUUAACACUAACCCCUAUUCCCAGUCAGUACCAACCUCAACACAACCCCCUAUCCCCAGUCAGUACCAACCUUAGCACUAACCCUUAUCCCAAGUCAGUACCAACCUUAACACUAACCCUUAUCCCCAGUCAGUACCAAUCUUAACACUAACCCUUAUCCCCAGUCAGUACCAACCUUAGCACUAACCCUUAUCCCCAGUCAGUACCAACCUUAACACUAACCCUUAUCCCCAGUCAGUACCAACCUUAACACUAACCCUUAUCCCUAGUCAGUACCAACCUUAACACUAACCCUUAACCCCAGUCAGUACCAACCUUCACACUAACCCUUAUCCCCAGUCAGUACCAACAUUAACACUAACCCUUAUCCCCAGUCAGUACCAACAUUAACACUUAUCUCCAGUCAGUACCAACAUUAACCCUAACCCUUAUCCCCAAUCAGUACCAACAUUAACACUAACCCCUAUUCCCAGUCAGUACCAACCUCAACACAACCCCUUAUCCCCAGUCAGUACCAACCUUAACACUAACCCUUAUCCCUAGUCAGUACCAACCUUAACACUAACCCUUAACCCCAGUCAGUACCAACCUUCACACUAACCCUUAUCCCCAGUCAGUACCAACAUUAACACUAACCCUUAUCCCCAGUCAGUACCAACCUUAACACUAACCCUUAUCCCCAGUCAGUACUGCAAACCUAUUUGCCCUCUAAUACUGUUUCUUCAGUGUUCUUGUGUUUCUGAGGUGUAUCUAAACCUUUGUGUCUGUGUCCCAGUGAACAGUAUAGACCGUGAGACCAUGCCUAUGAAUGACGAGAAGAAAACCCUGGAGGAGCGGACUCAGAGUGGACCCAGACCCAUCCUGCCUUACAGCUCCAUGUUUGUGUUUGGCCAGACCAACGUGUGAGUGGCCCGCAUGGACAGCUCUACACUACACCACUCUACACUACACCACUCUACACUACACCACUCUAUGCUACACCACUCUACACUACACCACUCUAUGCUACACCACUCUACACUACUCCACUCUACACUACACCACUCUAUGCUACACCACUCUACACUACACCACUCUACACUACACCACUCUAUGCUACACCACUCUACACUACACCACUCUAUGCUACACCACUCUACACUACUCCACUCUAUGCUACACCACUCUACACUACUCCACUCUAUGCUACACCACUCACACCAUUCACACCACAAACACUCUGCCUUCCAUGUAGCAAGUCCCUGCAUGUUAACAUUGUCAUAUGGCCCCACAUUUAACUCCUUUAGCGAAGCUGUUAAAAUGUUAGUGCAUGUCUUAAAGGCAAUCGAGUAGCACUUUCCUUUAAGUCCACACAAUCACUCAAAUAUCCAUCUUCGUAGAUUGCUUAUAAACCUUUGCAUUAACCUACAAUCAACUAACAGAAAACAAAAUCAGCAGCCAGCCAGCCACUGUUAUAGCCCGUCUAUAUGCAGCCAGCCAUUACUAGGAACAGUGUCUAUGUGUGAUGUCUCUCAGGUGAGCUAUAUAUGGACUAUAUGACCUCUCUCUCUCUCUCUCUCUCUCUCUCUCUCUCUCUCUCUCUCUCUCUCUCUCUCUCUCUCUCUCUCUCUCUCUCUCUCUCUCUCUCUCCAGGGUGCGGCGUCUGUGUCAUUACAUUGUGAGCCUGCGGUACUUUGAGAUGUGUAUCCUGGUAGUGAUAUCCAUGAGUAGCAUUGCAUUGGCUGCAGAGGACCCUGUCCAGGCCAACGCUCCACGCAACAAUGUGAGUCUACGCAUGCGCACACACACACACACACACACACACAGGCAGGCAGACAUGCCAAACACAAACACACACGCUCAGGCAGAAAUGCCAGGCACACAGGCACGUGUACACACACACAACACACACUCACGUACGUGUAGACACACAAACACACACACACAGGCAGGCAGACAUGCCAGACACACACAACCUGAAAUGGUCCAUCCACACAGACAGUGUGGUGAAGAAGGCACAACAGUGCCAAAUUCGGCUUGGCCCAAAAGACCCUCACAAACAUCUACAGAUGCACCAUUCAGAGCAUCCUGUCAGGCUGUAUCUCCGCCUGGUACGGCAAUUGCACCGUCUGCAACCGCAGGGCUCUCCAGAGGGUGGUGCGGUCAUCCCAACACAUCACAGAGGGCACACUGCCUGCCCUCCAGGACAUCUACAGCACCCGGUGUCACAGGAAGGCCAAGAAGAUCAUUAAGCCAUGACCUGUUCACCCCGCUACCAUAUAGAAGGUGGAGACAGUACAUGUGCAUCAAAGCUGGGACCGAGAGAUUUAAAAAACAGCUUCUAUAGAGGCCAUCAGACUGUUAAAUAGUCACCACUAGCCGGCCUCCGCCCAGUACCCUGCCCUGAACUUAGUCACUGUUACUAGCCGGCUACCACCCAAUACUCUAACCUGCACCUUAAGAGUGUGCUGCCCUAUGUACAUAGUCAUUGAAUACUGGUCACUUUAAUUAAGCAAUAAGUCACAAGAGGCAGUGCUGUAUCAUGAACACAGUCACAGGUAAAUGGCGUUGUUAGGCCCAAUGCGAUAGUGGAGGGCCAGUCACCCAUUUACUUGUGACUGUAUUCAUGGUACAUCACUGCCUUGGGUGCCUUAUUGCUUUUAUAAAACUGUUACCAACAUACUAAAAUAACAGUGAAUUACAUAUUUUCAUUAAAACAUUUAUUUUGAUAAGUCAAUUCAUACAAUUUCAUUCAUCCACCUGAAGAUAUAGUCCGGACAGAAAUCUGGUUGUUAGUUAUUUUGGUCAUGUUUCUACAGACUCGACCCAGUCCUUAAUUAUUUUUGCAAAGUUGCUAUGCAAAAGCACUGGUCUUCCAUUCUAAACGAAAUGGUUGCUAUGCAGGCUUCUUGUCACUUGAUAGCUAGCUAGCCAGCCAGCCAACUUAAGCUAACUCAGUCACGUCAAACAUUGAACCUGGAAUGACAGUACACUAGCUGCAUUUUCAUUUGAGCUUUUUUUCAAUUGGCAUUUACUUGGAUAUGUCCAUGAUAAUGAUGUGGCUCAGACGAGGUUGUCUACUCUAUGGUACUACAGAGAUCGAAAUUCAAAAGUGAAACAUUUUUUCCUAGGUAGGACAGGCAUACAGCGAGGCUUAUAUUAACCCCCGCUGUACCAAACUAAAUACUAGUCUGGAAGCAAAGGGAAAUAAUGUGCAAGUUGAGAUAAAUACAAGAGAUGAUUCAGACAGCAACCUGAACAUGAUAUUCUUAUGGAUGCGCAAUUGUAAUUUUCAGAUGGAACUGUUAGCAGGCAUAGGUGUUUCUCUGAUGGCCAAUACAGCACGGCUUAGAACGCUGCUCUUCCAAUCAGCAUCCAGGAUCCAAACAACCAGUUUUAUAAUUAAGUGAUAAUGCCAGAGAAGCCAGUGUUUGGAGGAUAUAUUGGCAUGGGUGUGUUCGUCUCGGGCCGGCAAACCGUGCCAAUAUAUCCUCCAAAUACCCGCUUCGAGGGCAUUAUCACUUUUAUACAACGGGUUACCAAUAUAUUCAAAUAAUGAUUGACAUAUUUUCAUGCUGAUUCAUGAUUUUGACUGGCUGAGAAAAGCUGCCAUCCUGUCUGUCUUGUCCCGACUCCCGACACGUUCAUUACCAUAGGACAGCUGGAGAUCGAAUUUCAAUAUUGAAACAAUGUUGCAAAUGUCAGAGAGACAGGCAGCAAGGUUAUUACAAAUCUCUGCUGUUGAAAACCAAAUGGGAGAUAAUGUCUAGAUGCUUUUUACAGUGUAGAUCUUGUACACUGCUCAAAAAAAUAAAGGGAACACUUAAACAACACAAUGUAACUCCAAGUCAAUCACACUUCUGUGAAAUCAAACUGUCCACUUAGGAAGCAACACUGAUUGACAAUACAUUUCACAUGCUGUUGUGCAAAUGGAAUAGACAACAGGUGGAAAUUAUAGGCAAUAAGCAAGACACCCCCAAUAAAGGACUGGUUUUGCAGGUGGUGACCACAGACCACUUCUCAGUUCCUAUGCUUCCUGGCUGAUGUUUUGGUCACUUUUGAAUGCUGGCGGUGCUUUCACUCUAGUGGUAGCAUGAGACGGAGUCUACAACCCACACAAGUGGCUCAGGUAGUGCAGCUCAUCCAGGAUGGCACAUCAAUGCGAGCUGUGGCAAGAAGGUUUGCUGUGUCUGUCAGCGUAGUGUCCAGAGCAUGGAGGCGCUACAAGGAGACAGGCCAGUACAUCAGGAGACGUGGAGGAGGCCGUAGGAGGGCAACAACCCAGCAGCAAGACUGCUACCUCCGCCUUUGUGCAAGGAGGAGCAGGAGGAGCACUGCCAGAGCCCUGCAAAAUGACCUCCAGCAGGCCACAAAUGUGCACGUGUCUGCUCAAACGGUCAGAAACAGACUCCAUGAGGGUGGUAUGAGGGCCCGACGUCCACAGGUGGGGGUUGUGCUUACAGCCCAACACCGUGCAGGACGUUUGGCAUUUGCCAGAGAACACCAAUAUUGGCAAAUUCGCCACUGGCGCCCUGUGCUCUUCACAGAUGAAAGCAGGUUCACACUGAGCACGUGACAGACGUGACAGAGUCUGGAGACGCCGUGGAGAACGUUCUGCUGCCUGCAACAUCCUCCAGCAUGACCGGUUUGGCAGUGGGUCAGUCAUGGUGUGGUGUGGCAUUUCUUUGGGGGGCUGCACAGCCCUCCAUGUGCUCGCCAGAGGUAGCCUGACUGCCAUUAGGUACCGAGAUGAGAUCCUCAGACCCCUUGUGAGACCAUAUGCUGGUGCGGUUGGCCCUGGGUUCCUCCUAAUGCAAGACAAUGCUAGACCUCAUGUGGCUGGAGUGUGUCAGCAGUUCCUGCAAGAGGAAGGCAUUGAUGCUAUGGACUGGCCCGCCCGUUCCCCAGACCUGAAUCCAAUUGAGCACAUCUGGGACAUCAUGUCUCGCUCCAUCCACCAACUCCACGUUGCACCACAGACUGUCCAGGAGUUGGCGGAUGCUUUAGUCCAGGUCUGUGAGGAGAUCCCUCAGGAGACCAUCCGCCACCUCAUCAGGAGCAUGCCCAGGCAUUGUAGGGAGGUCAUACAGGCACGUGGAGGCCACACACACUACUGAGCCUCAUUUUGACUUGUUUUAAGGACAUUACAUCAAAGUUGGAUCAGCCUGUAGUGUGGUUUUCCACUUUGAUUUUGAGGGUGACUCCAAAUCCAGACCUCCAUCGGUUGAUACAUUUGAUUUCCAUUGAUAAUUUUUGUGUGAUUUUGUUGUCAGCACAUUCAACUAUGUAAAGAAAAAAGUAUUUAAUAAGAUUAUUUCAUUCAUUCAGAUCUAGGAUAUGUUAUUUUAGUGUUCCCUUUAUUUUUUUGAGCAGUGUAUAUAAAUUGCCUGGCUGAGCUGAUGAGACAGUGGAUUGAGCAGUCAGAUGGAACAGAGUAAAUAGGCAUUUCAACAUCAUAGAUUUAGCCGGUGGCAAUUUGUGGAUUAUAAACUGGGUGGUUCGAGCCCUGAAUGCUAAUUGGCUGACAGCCAUGGUAUAUCAGACCGUAUACCACAGGUAUGACAAAACAUUUAUUUUUACUGCUCUAAUUACGUUGGUAACCAGUUUAUAAUAGCAAUAAGGCACCUCUGGGGUUUGUGUUAUAUGGCCAAUAUACCACGGCUAAGGGCUGUAUCCAGGCACUCCACGUUAUGUCGUACCCAAGAACAGCCCUUAGCCGUGGUAUAUUUGGCCAUAUACCACACCCCCUCGUGCCUUAUUGCUUAAAUAGACACCGUCUGGAAUGCAGUUUUAAUCAAUCAGUAUCCAGGAUUAGACCCACACGUUGUAUAAUAGUGUUUACAUACUGUUUUACCCGCUUCAUAUGUAUAUACUGUAUUCUAGUCAACGCUCAUCCUAUAUAACUACUGCUGUACACACCUUUUCUAUUCAUAUACUGUCCAUACUGUCUAUACAUACCAUCAUAUAUAUAUAUAUAUAUAUAUAUAUAUAUAUAUAUAUAUAUAUAUAUAUAUAUAUAUAUAUAUACAGUGGGGAGAACAAGUAUUUGAUACACUGCCGAUUUUGCAGGUUUUCCUACUUACAAAGCAUGUAGAGGUCUGUAAUUUUUAUCAUAGGUACACUUCAACUGUGAGAGACGUAAUCUAAAACAAAAAUCCAGAAAAUCACAUUGUAUGAUUUUUAAGUAAUCAAUUUGCAUUUUAUUGCAUGACAUAAGUAUUUGAUCACCUACCAACCAGUAAGAAUUUCGGCUCUCACAGACCUGUUAGUUUUUCUUUAAGAAGCCCUCCUGUUCUCCACUCAUUACCUGUAUUAACUGCACCUGUUAGAACUCGUUACCUGUAUAAAAGACACCUGUCCACACACUCAAUCAAACAGACUCCAACCUCUCCACAAUGGCCAGAAAAUCACAUUGUAUUAUUUUUAAGUAAUUAAUUUGCAUUUUAUUGCAUGACAUAAGUAUUUAAUACAUCAGAAAAGCAGAACUUAAUAUUUGGUACAGAAAUCUUUGUUUGCAAUUACAGAGAUCAUAAGUUUCCUGUAGGUCUUGACCAGGUUUGCACACACUGCAGCAGGGAUUUUGGCCCACUCCUCCAUACAGACCUUCUCCAGAUCCUUCAGGUUUCGGGGCUGUCGCUGGGCAAUACGGACUUUCAGCUCCCUCCAAAGAUUUUCUAUCGGGUUCAGGUUUGGAGACUGGCUAGGCCACUCCAGGACCUUGAGAUGCUUCUUACGGAGCCACUCCUUAGUUGCCCUGGCUGUGUGUUUCGGGUCGUUGUCAUGCUGGAAGACCCAGCCACGACCCAUCUUCAAUGCUCUUACUGAGGGAAGGAGGUUGUUGGCCAAGAUCUCGCGAUACAUGGCCCCAUCCAUCCUCCCCUCAAUACGGUGCAGUCGUCCUGUCCCCUUUGCAGAAAAGCAUCCCCAAAGAAUUAUGUUUCCACCUCCAUGCUUCACGGUUGGGAUGGUGUUCUUGGGGUUGUACUCAUCCUUCUUCUUCCUCCAAACACGGCGAGUGGAGUUUAGACCAAAAAGCUAUAUUUUUGUCUCAUCAGACCACAUGACCUUCUCCCAUUCCUCCUCUGGAUCAUCCAGAUGGUCAUUGGCAAACUUCAGACGGGCCUGGACAUACGCUGGCUUGAGCAGGGGGACCUUGCGUGCGCUGCAGGAUUUUAAUCCAUGACGGCGUAGUGUGUUACUAAUGGUUUUCUUUGAGACUGUGGUCCCAGCUCUCUUCAGGUCAUUGACCAGGUCCUGCCGUGUAGUUCUGGGCUGAUCCCUCACCUUCCUCAUGAUCAUUGAUGCCCCACGAGGUGAGAUCUUGCAUGGAGCCCCAGACCGAGGGUGAUUGACCGUCAUCUUGAACUUCUUCCAUUUUCUAAUAAUUGCGCCAACAGUUGUUGCCUUCUCACCAAGCUGCUUGCCUAUUGUCCUGUAGCCCAUCCCAGCCUUGUGCAGGUCUACAAUUGUAUCCCUGAUGUCCUUACACAGCUCUCUGGUCUUGGCCAUUGUGGAGAGGUUGGAGUCUGUUUGAUUGAGUGUGUGGACAGGUGUCUUUUAUACAGGUAACGAGUUCUAACAGGUGCAGUUAAUACAGGUAAUGAGUGGAGAACAGGAGGGCUUCUUAAAGAAAAACUAACAGGUCUGUGAGAGCCGAAAUUCUUACUGGUUGGUAGGUGAUCAAAUACUUAUGUCAUGCAAUAAAAUGCAAAUUGAUUACUUAAAAAUCAUACAAUGUGAUUUUCUGGAUUUUUGUUUUAGAUUCCGUCUCUCACAGUUGAAGUGUACCUAUGAUAAAAAUUACAGACCUCUACAUGCUUUGUAAGUAGGAAAACCUGCAAAAUCGGCAGUGUAUCAAAUACUUGUUCUCCCCACUGUAUAUAUUUAUAUUCCGGACAUUGACAUUGCUCUUUCUGAUAUUUCUUCAUUUCUUUCUUUGAAUUUUUUGGAUUUGUGUGUAUUGUUUUGUAUUGUUAGGUAUUACUGCACUGUUGGAGCUAGAAACAUAAGCAUUUUGCUGCACCUGUGAUAACAUCUGCAAAAUAUGUGUACACGACCAAUACGAUUUUAUUUUAUUUGAUGCAGUUAGACAUUUAAAAAACAACAACAGGUGUGACAACAAAGUUCAUCCAAAUAUAUCUGUAAGCAAGGAGAAGAUCAGGCAGCUGUUCAAAUGAGCUAGAGGAAUAAUUAGUUUUGCAUUGCCACUUGGCUGUGUUUUUCUCUUGCACUGACUCUCUCCUGUUCAGGUGCUCAAGUAUCUGGACUACGUCUUUACGGGAGUUUUCACAUUUGAGAUGGUGAUUAAGGUAAGAGCUUGGAUAGGCACAUGUCAUGAAAUUAAAUUUUUACUACAUACUAAAUGACUGAACAAAAAUAACAUGUUUUCAGAUCCUUUUUGGCAGCUGUCUUAGAUUUCCACAAUAUUUGUCUAGAAUGUAUUUCUUUGUUUUUCAUUCCGUUACUCCUAUAGUUGUAUUGGCCUCAUGCCACAUCCUGUGUUUAUUGAAAUGCAUGACUCAAUGAGAGCACUUUCAUUGAAUACUUAGUAUGACUAUAGGAGGUUGCCCCACUGUUAUGAUGAGUUUCUCGGGUGUUCAAAGAAUCAAGGAUGCAAGGAUAUACUGAGACACUUUGUAAAAAGUUCAUGCAAUUAUUUAAUGAUCGGUACCGGGUUCGUGACAACAAUGACCAGAGCUUUGCCCUUGAUGCUACGAACUAACUUGAACAAAGAAAACACUCUAUCUUAUAUAGCCUUUAUUACCCUCCUCCUGGCAUACAUCUGGCAAGUCUCCAUGGGCACUCCCUGUCUUUGAUGUUCAUCACUCUUUACCCCAAGUCACUAUCCUAAACAUCACUCAUGCUAUCCUAAACAUCAGUAAUCUACUUUGACAUAAUGGAAUGUAGACUUCAUGGCCCCAAACCACUCAUCUCUUAACUCUUCCUCUGUCCUCACAAUACUAUGACAUGACAUCAUUACACCCACCCUCAGUGUACUGUAGCCAUCUAACCCUGCUCUCUGAUUGGUCCAGAUGGUUGACCUGGGCCUCCUGCUCCAUCCUGGUUCUUACUUCAGAGAUCUCUGGAACAUUCUGGACUUCAUUGUGGUCAGUGGAGCACUGGUGGCAUUUGCAUUUUCGUAAGUUGUAUAUUUUCUUAGUAACAUUUAUCAAUUCAUAAAAUAAAAUAAUUGCACAAGGCAAAUUUGACAAAAUAAACUGAUAAACUGCACUUUCCCAGACACUGUGGUUGUAAAAUAUGUAGACAUACUCUGCCUGCUUUUCUCUUUCGAAUUUACAUGCACUAUAAUUCAUCUGUCAUUUCCCAUCGGUGAAAUUCCUCAGAAUCAAAUUCCUUGUAUCAAUACAAUAUAAUAUGUCCUCCUGAAUGAUGAUGUCUGCUACCUUUACUGCAGCAAUAUUGUAUUCAUUAUUGGCUCAGUCUUUGGGACAAGUUUUUGGGCCAACUGUUUUUGUUGUGAUUAUUUGUGAGAAUGAGAAUAUGGCAAUUCAGGUGAAACACUGUGAUUAGUCCGGGAGAGAGAGAGAGUCUCCAUGGGUUUAGGGUAAUUAUCCUGUACACCUGGUAAUGCUGCUGCUGCCAGAAUCUACCAUUAGUUCCAUAACAACACAAUGGGAAAAUAGGAAUGCAUAAUGUCAUGUUCAUUUAUUUGCUGAUAGAGCAACCAGUUGGGGUGUUUUGCAGUAAGGAUUGUAAUUGCAUUAACCUCCACAAAAUGCUCUAUUUCAUGCUGUGUGUGUGUGAAGUGUGCAAUGUGUGUGUGUGUACGCAAGUGUUAUGUGCGCUGUUGACUCAAAGUUCCUCUUCUGUUUCCUUGUGGCUUGGAUCUCUUGAAGGAGCUUCAUGGGGUAAUGCUUUCUCUCUCUCUCUCUCUGCCUCUCUCUCUCUCUCUCUCUCUCUCUCUCUCUCUCUCUCUCUCUCUCUCUCUCUCUCUCUCCUCUCUCUCUCUCUCUCUCUCUCUCAUCUUGCCUGUCUCUGUUUGUGUGAGCUAUGCUCAGUCCAUAGGCCCGUUUUGUUCUGGGACACACUCAUCUCUCUCUCUUCUCUUCAUCUUUUCAUAGUCCACUUGUCUUCUCUCACAUUUAUCUGCUUGACCAUAGAUCCUCUGUCCUGUUCCAUGUUCCCCUCCGCUAUAGGGGGCAUGUCACCUCAGUGUGACUACAUAUUCACCAGGACCACACUAGACCAAUACAUCUGUUGCUGUGAUGAGAAUUAUCCUACUACUCUAUAUCAGCUAAUGUUAUGAUUACAAAUGGACCUACUCACCAAACACAUUUAAUUAAGUGGCUACUACUCAUACAAGGUAGUAAGAAAGAUCACCACUUUAGAGUGUGUUUAAACUGUUAUGGUGUCAUCAAGGUAUUGUUGACUGCUUACUGACCAUACAGUACCAACCUACAUUCCCACUUUGUUUGUUUACAGCACUGCCUCUGGUAUCCAUCACUCUCCCCUAGCCACUCUAACAGACAGCCAGCCGUGUUGAUGUUGAUGGAUAGACAUUAUUCUCCCUGCAUGUCCCGGGCCUCAUUCUGCCUGUCAUGUCAAUGUGAUCCACUGCCUCAUUGGGAAUGAACCGUACCGCCACCGUGAUGUGUCAUCUACACACUGUUUGUGUAGUGUGCUUCCUUGAAUCUCUCAACAACAACAACGUGUCAUCGUUCCAUCUUCCUUCAGACGUUCCACAUCUGUCAGAUGUCCUCUGUCUGUUGGAUAUGUCUGCUAGUACACAAGAAACACACUCUUACAUGCGCAACCAAAACAAGUGUCAGGAGUGUCUUUUUGGCAAACACAACUAGAUUUCUUGUCUGUUUCAUGAACAUUGCCUUGAAGAAAUGAAAGCCAUUUUGCAACCCAAUCAUCCUUGAUGAAGUGUUAUUAGGGCCUAUAUUGCCAUGUGGCGUAGGGCCUUUUCUAGUCGGAUCAGUUCCUCUCACUUUCACAAUAACAUUUAACUGUCUGUCACUAACAGAAUAGUACAGUAAAUGACAAACAUCUCAAUUUCAUACAUUAUAGGCCUAUUCCCAUUCCCAUUCACCAUAUUGUAUUGUUUAGAUUGUACCUGUUUAUGCAGACAUCCAUAUUUUCUGUGUGGGAAGACGUCAUAAUUGUGCUCUUUAUCUUGUGUUUUCCCCCAUCAGACCGCCACAAGGUGUGCCCAGGUGGGGAACCCCCUCUCCCCUCUUACCCCUCUACCCCUCUUUCUUCUGCUUAGGCCAGGAUCAUGUCUCUAAACCUGUAUGAGUAAAGGGUUUCCUUUACAGACCGGGAGCCUUUGCCAUGUCACUCUGAUAGCCUUCAAUAGAAACCUCUCUCUCUUUCUGGGAGUUCACUCUCCAAUCUUACUGUAAAUGGAGGCUCAAGUAAAAUGUGUUCAUUAUUGAUGAUUGGCCCAAAUCCCAGCAUCAGCACUGACUAUGCUGGCCAUUCUAAUCAUUAUGUAGACUUUUUGUAUUUAUUUUCAAUCUUCUAUGCCCAAGUCAAAUACUCAGUACAUAUACAUUAAAACAUAAUACAUUCUUGUUCCACACGGACAGGGAGAGAACUACAGAUGUAGGAUCUUAAUUUGAUGACCCUGUUGCAGGAGAACUUUCCUGCAAUGCAGGACAUUUAGAACUUGUAGUGUAUUUGAGGUUUAAAAAGGCUUCUGAAGUUUGUAAUUUCCCCUUUCAAAUUUCAGACCUGAUUUUCCCUAAUGAAAAAUGUAUCAACCCCUACAAAAAUGUCCAUUAAUUAUAAUCCACAUAAUAAUUCACAUUUCCUGUUGCUGCAGGAUUAUUUUCCUGCUAUAGCAAAAUGGCUCAAAUUAAGAUCCUACAUGUGUAGGACUACCAUUAGAGUAGUGAUAAAAAUAGCUGGUGCUGAGACAGGACAUGGUGGUUAUUUUGGAUGACAGUUUUUGUUCUCCUUCCAGGGAGAUGACAUAUGGUACACAUCAGCCACCUGUACCUGAGAAUGAUGUCCUCAUUACGUAUUUAACCACUGUCUUGGCGUCUCAUAGCUCUGUCACCAUCCAGCCCCUGUAGAAAACUCCAAACGCUCGCAAUUAAACUCCCAAGUCACAUGUUUUUCUCCAAGCUGGUCAAGCGUUCUUUGAAGGCUAUCAGAAUGUCAUGUGUGGUUUUACAUGUGUGAGUGUUUUGUGAUCUCAAACCAUGGGCUCUACUUACUGUGAAAAAAGCAUGCUGGACUAAUGCGCAUCAGAGCAUGAACGUUGCAUGCUGCUGUGGUAGAGUCGAGUUAUACUGGAAGCUCUGGGAGGGAGGAACCACACCAUCAUAUCACAUGGCCAUGCUGUGUUGGGAAUACCAGUCAGAGUUACAAGAUGGCGUUUAUUCCCACUUGGAUGGGAAGUGGUGUGUGUGUGUGUGUGUGUGUGUGUGUGUGUGUGUGUGUGUGUGUGUGUGUGUGUGUGUGUGAUGAUAGCAGACAGAGGGAGGAGGCAGGGUAGAGUAGGGGAAGAUGGAGUGUGUUGGCAGAUUUGUUUCUCUCUGUUGUUGCCAUUUGCCUCCUCGUGGACUGUCUUGUUGGUGCCAUGUUAGUCAUCUUCACCAGAAGCUGAGAUGUUUACAAGUCAAUCUUUAUCUAUAAGUUGAUGAGAAAAUUAGUGACUGCUGUGUAGGAUUUACUUGAACAACAGAGGAGUUAACGUUGCAUUUAAGAGAAGUCUUUCCAGAAUAGGUCUGAAUAGGUCUAUUUAUAUCACAUUUAUUAAUGUGAAGUAUCACAUAGUAUCUUUGACUGGUUAUUUAUGUGUUGCUGACUGUUAAUUGGAGUCAUUCAAAUCCCUCCAUGUUUCACCAAUGGGAUGCUUUACCUUAAAUACAUUACCAUUUUGUGUACUGUACCAUACAUUGGUAAAUUAUUUUACAUUUUAUAUAACAUGCAAUAUUUUGUAUCACUUCGUUGUAUUUCAUUUGGAGAUGCCUGCACUUUUAUUGCUAUUCUCACAGCUCCCCAAGGUGUUGAUUCAGCAAGAGCUCUUCUGAGUCUGUAGGGAACAUUAAUGUACAUGGAGACUUAAUGGGAUUCUGCUCAGACUUCUUGACAUGUUGGUUCAAAAGAUUUUCUGUUCUUCCGUCCAUUGUAUCUGAGAAAGUCUAAUAAAUCACUUGUUCCUGUAUUUCCCCAUGAGUCAUAAUACUCUACACUGACAUCCUUUCAUCUUUUCCCUCAGUCAUCUGUCAGUCUCACCAUCUCAUUUUAACGACUUUGUGUAUGAAAACAGCAUUGGUUCAUUUAAAAGAAACAUCACCGUUUAUUUUGUACCACUGGUUAUGGGUUCUUCUGCAGAAACCUGAUACACAGUCUAUAGUGCGAGCGUACUUGAUUUAUUUUUCUGGUGUUAUUUGCAUGGAGAAAUAUGUGUUGAGAUGUAACUCUCAGUGAAGAUGUAUUUCUGUGGAAUUACUACUCUGCAUGCUAUAAAUCCACAAACUGUCUAAUUCGCUCAUGUAAUCCAGGAUUACAUGCUACAGUACACCUAUCUGAAUGGUAUGGAGAGGCAUGAGCCUAUGUGAAAUUACUAAUCCAUUCUCAAUUGGGGCUGGGUGCUUGGUUGUCACAAACAAUUUCUACAGCUUUGACAAAUAUGUUUACCUCAAUUAUUAUUCUGUUGAAAUCAUUUUGAAUGUAUUAUUAAAAAUACAAUGUCUUUAGUAGUGGGAGAUGGGAAUAUAGUACCAACCGUUCUCCUCCUCACCCCACUUCCUUUGAUUGUAAGAACAUUUCCAGUCACGUUCGGUCAAGACCAUUAGAGAGCAUUCUUCAAAUGCUUUCUGUUUCUUAGUCUAAACCUUACCAUUCAUGAAACUUUUAAAAGCAACAGCAAUUUAUCAACAAGGUACUGACUUUUUUCACAAGUGGUUUGCCUCUUUUUUAAUGCAAUUGUUAUUUUAGCAGUUUAUGAAUACAACUACCUUCACACAGGGUUUAGCGUUUGAGUGAUGACCUUACUGGUUUGUUGUCUAACUUAGUGUUUUUCUUGUGCAGAGGGUCCAAAGGAAAGGACAUCAGCACCAUCAAGUCCCUCAGAGUGCUGAGAGUCUUACGGCCCCUCAAGACCAUCAAACGCCUACCCAAGCUGAAGGUACGGAAUGGGACUUUACCCGACCUGACCCAUUGUACACUACACAUGUAUUCACUAGUGUUGACUUAUUGAUGAGUGUUGUCAGGACACAGAGUCAUCAGUGUGUACUGUAUCUAACCCAGCCCCAUGUUUCCCAGGCUGUGUUUGACUGCGUGGUCAACUCCCUGAAGAACGUGUUCAACAUCCUCAUCGUCUACAUGCUCUUCAUGUUCAUCUUCGCUGUCAUCGCCGUGCAGCUGUUCAAGGGCAAGUUCUUCUACUGCACCGAUGAGUCCAAGGGACUGGAGAAAGACUGC
This is a messenger RNA of Coregonus sp. 'balchen', 29421 nucleotides long. NCBI's taxonomy places the organism in Eukaryota, Metazoa, Chordata, Actinopteri, Salmoniformes, Salmonidae. The record is from the annotation of a GenBank genome assembly.